Molecule: messenger RNA, 971 nt
Organism: Manihot esculenta (cassava)
Lineage: Eukaryota; Viridiplantae; Streptophyta; Magnoliopsida; Malpighiales; Euphorbiaceae
Product: agamous-like MADS-box protein TM6
Exons: 6
Coding region: 173-856 (227 amino acids)
Biological process (GO): positive regulation of transcription by RNA polymerase II
Cellular component (GO): nucleus
Molecular function (GO): protein dimerization activity; DNA-binding transcription factor activity, RNA polymerase II-specific; RNA polymerase II cis-regulatory region sequence-specific DNA binding
Source: RefSeq, a predicted model, not a curated record
UCCACUUUUCCUCUACCUCUACCGAUAUAGAAACCUCACUUUUUCUUCUUCAUUUUCUUUCCAUCUUCCAUUCUCUUUCCCCUUCAACAAGGUCUAUGCACUUCAGCCCUCGUCUCCGAUCAGAUCUCACCGUGGGUAACUGGAGUUUCGUAUCGCUGGGAAGAAAGAAAACAUGGGUCGUGGAAAGAUCGAGAUCAAGAGGAUUGAGAACGCUACUAACAGGCAGGUCACCUACUCCAAGCGAAGAAAUGGUAUUUUCAAGAAAGCACAAGAACUCACUGUUCUUUGUGAUGCUAAGGUUUCUCUUAUCAUGUUCUCUAACACUGGAAAAUUCCAUGAGUUCAUUAGCCCCACCACAACGACGAAGAAGGUGUUUGAUCAAUAUCAGGAGACGUUAGGGAUAGAUCUGUGGAAGACGCAUUAUGAGAGAAUGCAAGAGCACCUAAGAAAGCUGAGAGAGAUCAACAAUAAGCUGAGAAGAGACAUCAGGCAGAGGAUGGGUGAGGAUUUAGAUGAUCUGAGCAUGGAUGAGCUGUUCGUUCUUGAGCAAAGGAUGGAUUCUGCAUUGGAGCUAAUACGUGACAGGAAGUACCAUGUGAUCAAAACACAGACAGAAACCUGCAAGAAGAAGGUAAAAAAUUUGGAGGAAAGACAUGGAGACCUCCUGCUAGAAUAUGAGGCAAAAUAUGAGGAUCCACAAUAUGGGUUAGUGGAGAAUGAAGGAGAUUAUGAGUCUGCAAUUGCACUUGCUAAUGGGGCAUCUAACCUCUAUGCUUUCCGCCUGCACCACGGCCAUCCGCCGACUAACUUCCACCAUGGAGGAGGCUUUGGAUCUCAUGAUCUCCGCCUCGCUUAAAUGGUUGUAGGAGCCAUUCAAUUAAUUUCUCGUCAUAAACAUCUGCUUAAUCUAAAUCUAAACAUGUCCUAAGAAACGCAACCUCUGAUUGAAUAACAUCUUAGCGUUCAAGAUU